Molecule: messenger RNA, 717 nt
Organism: Peronospora matthiolae
Lineage: Eukaryota; Oomycota; Peronosporomycetes; Peronosporales; Peronosporaceae
Source: the annotation of a GenBank genome assembly
AUGCGAUGCGCGAGCAAGGCCGCCGAGAGCGCGUCUGCACGUCUCUGUGCGGACGCCGAAGCAGAAACUACAGCAACUGAUGUCCCAUCGGUUGCUGAAUCGACUCAGCCUGUAUCACCUGGUGAUGCAGGCGCUGGUCAUGAAGACACUCGUGUCUUCACAGAGUACGAGCUCGGUGUCUCGUACUCUCCUGAUACGGAUGACGGAUCCGUAUCGACGGCAAUUGAAUCCAAGCCGCCUGCCAAGCGUGGCAUGGACGAUGCUUUGCGUCGCAGCAUCUUUGGUUCAUCUGAUGAGUCAGAUGAACCAUCGCCGAAGCGAAGGCGCUCGAGGUCGCGAGACUCGGGCGCUAAUAGUGGUGUCGUUUCUCCAAUGGACACCACUUCACAGCGAGGUGCCAGUACUUCUGUCGGCACGUCGCAGGAAGAGCGGGACCGCAAUGUGUUGCGUCUCGCUCCAGAAAAGAAGGCAUGGAUGCCUCCUAAAUCCGUCAUGGAUCACUUGUCGGCGACGACGAGUGAUCGUUAUCGAACACGAUUGUUCGAUUCGUCAGAAGGAUUCAUCACCUUGACCCCAGCGCGAAAGACUAUCGCGCUGAACAUGAGUUCUUCAUCGAUGCUUUCUUCAGACAUCGAUGGUACAGUGGGAAUCACAAACGUGAUGGUCCCUCACUACUUCAGGCGUGGAACGCCUACAUCCAUAAUCUCGAGGAUGUAG